Molecule: messenger RNA, 897 nt
Organism: Symbiodinium necroappetens
Lineage: Eukaryota; Dinophyceae; Suessiales; Symbiodiniaceae
Source: the annotation of a GenBank genome assembly
AUGGAGAGACUUCCCCUCGUCGUGCUGCAAGAGAUCUUGAGAUGCCUCGUGCCCUGGCCGUGCAGCCAAGACGAGCUUUCUGAGAUGGCGGAUCGCAUGUGGCGGGCACAGGCAUUCAAGGGGCAUUUACCACCCGCUGCACGAUCUGGAAAGAUCGAAGCAUCUGGACAGAGAACUGCGCUGGGACGAUGCAUUUUCUCUUCCCCGACGCCGCCGGAGUCUGCUGAGCCUGCCCCGCUACUGCUGAACCUGAUGUUUCUUUUGCGCGCCGGUCCGCAAGCGCAUGCUGCUGUGGGGUGGCUGACCACCUGGAUGCCUGACCACAUUGCACAGGUCUUGCACGCCUUUGCAUUACAAGGGCAAUUGCAUGUCUUGCCAACCGACUGCUGCAAUGCCCACCGCAAUGCCUACGCUUCGGCGGUUCGUCGCCGGGAUGCGGCAGGCCUACACUGGAUCAUCAACGAGGCCAUUAUCUUGCCAACGGGGUCGGUUUGGAACCAUCGCGAUCAGAUCUUGCAGCUUGCCUGUGGGACUACUUGGAUGCCAUUGAUUCAACACAUCUCCCAUCUGUAUGGGUUCGGUAAUUUUUGGCCCAACAUCGUGGCAUGGAACAUGAGAGCCAUUGGCAUUGCCACGGCCUACCCCACUGACCGCAGCUAUUGCUGCCAAUAUGGCCCCGGAGCCCUGAGUGGUCUCAAUCAACUCAUCGGUAGAACCAGAGAGGCACGGCUUGAGCAGCGCGUAGCAUUAUGCUGGGGUCGAGAGAUUAUUCGCAUCCUUUCACCCCUUUGGCCAGCACUUGCUGUGCACGCUCCUGUACCAUUGCUGGAAGCAUACAUUGUAGAAUGGAUGCUGUGUGAACUCUCCAAGGAGACAGAAGCUUCGUGGCGAGUCUGA